CUGAAUAGAUGAACUGAACUAAACUGAAAUGAACAUACUUUUUGUUAUUUUCAAUUUUACUGUGCUUAUUGCAGCUAUUUCGGUUUAUUGGAUACGCGGUGAGAAGAAAAUGUCCUGUAUAUUCUGUGAUAUCAUUAAUAAGAAAACAGACACUAAAAUUCUCUUUGAAAAUGACGACUUUGUUGCCUUUAAUGAUAUUAAACCAGCUUCUUCUUUCCACUUCCUAAUCAUUCCUAAAACACACAUAAUGAACACUAGUUCACUGACUAUAGAUGAUAAACCUAUGCUUAUGAAUAUGAAAAGGUAUAUGCUGGAUCUUAUGGAGAAAAAUGAUCAGACUGAUUUAGCAGAUAUCUCUCUUGGAUUUCACAUAGCACCAUUCAAUUCUGUGAGACAUCUUCAUCUGCAUGGGAUCAGUAAAAAGUCUGAGAUGAGAUUUUUAACUCGAAUGAUUUUUAAAGAAAAUUCAUUUUGGUACAAGACAUUUGAUGACGUUUUCAACUCGUUGCCUGCUUCCAGAUCUUAAAUUUAAGUCUUUUUAACACUCGUCAUUUGAUACUUCCAUCGUUUUCUCUUCCAUUUUAGAUUUGAUUUUAUUAGGUCAAUAUAAUGUAAUAAUUUGUAGUUUUUUAAGUAUGGGUUUUUUUUGUCUGUGCAAUCAGGGUGGUUAAAAAUAGAAUCUGGCCUUUUUUAAAAAUAUGUUCACGAGUACAAUGUGUGUCAGAAUUCAUAUGUUGGCAGAUAAUAUAUGUCACACAUUGCAUAUGUGCACAUAUUUUAUGUGUGAUGUGUGACACAUAUUUAUGUGUGUAGAUAUCAUGUGUAAACAUGCAAAAUCUGCACAUAUUUAUUAAUUUUGGAGAAAUGAAGAUUAAACUAAGAAUGAUGAGCAUCAGUUAUGAUCAAAUCUUUAAUAGUAAAACUCGUGUCCCUUAAUCACUUGUAAAUCAAUUUUUCCGAAAAUAAAGUCAAAUUAGUUUAAAAUUACAGUUUAAUGAACAUAUUUUCGACAAAUUACCUCUUUUGUGCAGUAUUUGACUGUUUUGGUUAAAUAUCAAUAAUUUUUUAAAUAAAUUUCACAAAAAAAUAUCACUUUAGUCCGGCAAAUUAAUAAAUAUGUGCAGAUUUUGCACAUGAUAUCUACACACAUAAAUAUGUGUCACACAUCACACAUGUUCAUAUGUGACACAAAAUAAUGUGUCACACAUCAAAUGUGUGCACAAAUCACACAUAAAAUAUGUGCACAUAUGCAAUGUGUGACAUAUAUUAUCUGCCAAAAUAUGAAUUCUGCUACACAUUGUACACGUGAACAUUCA
Chironomus riparius is the source of this 1316-nucleotide messenger RNA. Lineage: Eukaryota; Metazoa; Arthropoda; Insecta; Diptera; Chironomidae. The record is from the annotation of a GenBank genome assembly.